Symbiodinium sp. CCMP2592 is the source of this 2520-nucleotide messenger RNA. NCBI's taxonomy places the organism in Eukaryota, Dinophyceae, Suessiales, Symbiodiniaceae. The record is from the annotation of a GenBank genome assembly.
AUGGCCCAAAGUCGGCUUGAUGCGGCGUCCGUGGAUCCUUGUUUCUGCUUUCGCAGCGCUGACGCUGAGAUGUGCGCUCACGCUGAGGUGUUUGGUAUCGCCCACGAGCCUGGGGAAACCAAGAACUGUGCAUGUGUCAACGGCGGCAAGGACCUCCCCGUGGCGCGCCGCCUUGGAAGGCAUCCUUCAGUCCGGGAGAUCGGCAGAGAAACAGUGGCAAAUGUUCUGCACAGAGGACCCGAGUGGACUGGGAAAACCGAGCAGCCCGACCUGGCGCCGGAGAAUUACAGCGUGCCGACUCUGCGGCGGUUUGUUUCGGCCUUUCAGCACGGGUAUCGCCGACUGUCUCCUGGAGCGCUGCUGCUUGAGGCGGCAGAAGCCGAGCCGACGGGAAGGUUUGCUCUGGCCAUGGAGCAGUAUUGUGAGAGCAGGUAUGGCGCCAAGGACGUCCUUCUGCACGACAAUGAUGAUCUCCUCGGCUUCCUGACCUCGCUCGCCGACGAUUUCUUGGCGAAGAGGAAGGUCGUUCCACGGCUCGUUCGGGUCACAGAUGAUCCUUUCGGAGCUGAGCGACUGCAAGGGAUUUUGGAGGAGUUCCCACAUUUGAAGGAAGAGCUCCACGACGAUGUCCGACCUUCUCUGGAGGCCGCCGAUGCUGGUGAUGCAGAGGCAGCCCUGCGUGAGGUCGCAGCCAAUGUCUUCUGCGAAAAUCCGAGCGCAGCAGUGCUUCAAAAGCUGAAGAUGCUCGGCCGCCCCAGCCCAUACCAGGACCGGUCUGCCUACCUCAUCUCGCUUCUGACGCAGCGCUUGCGACCACGCAGAAAGCAGUCCUGGGUUCGCGAGAUGUGUGAGUCGGAUGUUCUGGCGGCGGUUGCCUUGACGGAUGCCGCGGACGCGGAGGUGAUCAGAGACGGCCUGGCAAACCCAAUGGAUCCCUACGCCGAAGGGCUGACGGCUCGUGGCCGCGUGCGACAGGCUUUGGAUGAGCAGCCAGGGCGGCCGGAUGAUAAAUGGCUGAUUUGUGUCCGGACUUACGGGCGCCCAGGCCGUCGAUGCCAGCAAAGCGAGCUUCAUCGGUUCCUCCACAGCGUCUUCAGCAAGGGGGAGGCUAGCCUCCUCGAGACGAAGCUGAAAGCUGCCAAUCUGGGUUUCCCGGACUUGAGAAAGUUGGCCAAGAAGCCCUUGCAUGCGUUUCGAGAAGACCUAAAACAGGCAGGUGUGAAGGGAUUGCACGUCAAGACGGCCAAGACGCUGGCUGAGAAGGCACUCCAGCCGUGGGAGAACACGGAAAAGAAGCUUCGUAGCGCGGACAAGGGCCUGCGUGAGUUAACCCUUGCUGCUUUGGAGUUGGCCCUCGGCCCGGAAGCUUACAAGCAUUGUCUGAUCUUCGUGUCCCACACAGAUGAUGCUUGGAUCUCUGGCGCUUAUUCUGCUGCACUCGCUGGCACGAAGUGGGAAGGCCGACUUGUGGUCGGCGUUCGAGGCGCACAUCUUCAGGUCCGUUUCAUGGAGGAGGCCUCCCCACUGGGCAGUCACAUUGUGGUCAUGGACGACAACAUCGAGAGGCUGAUCGUGGAAAUUCCGGACGACAGCGUUGUCGCUGAGCAGAAAGCGGCAGGUAUUAUCGAGUGUUGCACACGAUCCCUGAAGAAGGAAGACUGUAUCAGCCCAUUGUGGGGAACUGGUUUGACCACCGUAGAGGAAUCAGACCUCAUGUGUUUCCUGCGUGGAGUUUGCCCAGAAAUUGAAAAGCAAACUCUGGAUGUCGAAGAAAUUCUCCGUAAAGCGAAGGUCGCAACUUUCGACGUCUUCAAGACUCUGCCUGUGCAGCGCAUGGAUGCUGUUCUUACCGCCAUGGGUUUGUCAACGAGGAAGCGAAGGAGAUGCCGUGAAGCCGCCGCCGGCGACAGUGACGAACGUUCGAAAAUGCCGCCCAGACUGCUGGCACUGCCGUCCAAGAAGUCCAAGAGAUGUUCUGUUUCCGACAAGGACCCGGAGCUGUCCCAGUUGGUAAAGCGUGCUGGGCGCGAGAUGCAGAAGCGUGGGCUGCAUCUGUGGGGUGUGAAUCCCUCCAGAAAUCAUUACUUCUUGAGGAAACAGGGUGAUGAUCUUCGCUUGAGGGCCGCAAAGACAGGUGUUUUUCAGGACUACUCGCAGAGGCUAGGCCUGGUUUAUGGCGCCUGGUUCGGUUUCCGAGUGACACACGACCCACGCCUCUACACCAGAACCGGGCAGAUCAAAGAUGACGUCGAGCGCACCCUGAGAUACUGGCAUGCCGACAAAGGGGUUCUUCGUUUCAUGCGGUACGGGGCCGACAAGCUCAGCUACAAGCCCGGGCGAUUCAGCUCGACGAAAGGCGGCAUUUCGGCGAAUUCCUCGCACGAGGAUCACACUGUCGAGGCUCAGGCUGCAGCACGUGCCCUUGUGAAUGAAUUUGGUGCUUACGUCCGCUUGCCGAAGGCCAAGGAGAAGUCGUCUUGUGGCCUUGUCUGGCAUGCUGCAGAACCCGUUUCGACUUGA